GUUGACUAUUAUAUUUUCAAAGCAUGUUGGGCGAAUUUGUAAAGUAACAUUUUCCUUUGCCAAAAGAUCACAUGUGUCACACUUUUUUUUUUUUUUAAGCUAUUGUUAUUGAUCAGUCUGCAUUCAUUAAAGCAAAGGGUGAGGCAAAUAUUUAUACACUGACUUCAAGUGGCCGCAACUUUCAAAAUUAAGUAUCGACUUGAGAAAAUCAAACGAGAGCAUAAAGUGCAAUUACUUUGCUAUGUAUGGUGCAGCAUUUUAAGUGUCAGGUGCCGGGCCUAGUUCCUAUAUGCUGUAAAUUGUUUUGUUUUUUUGUAGUCAUUCAAUAAUUGAUCUAUCUAUCGAUUGUAUUAAGGUGGAGGACCACAGCCACAUGCAAACCCUUUACACGAGCUCGUGCUAGAUUGCAUGCCAGACGAAGUUGUCGACGGAGUGAUGCCGAAUGGGGCAUGUGAAACAAUUCCCCAGUCCCAACCACAGGAGGUUCUACCCACUCCAACCCUAAAGAAACACCCCAAGAAACACAACCAGCCAAAGAAGAAGACAGGCAAAAAGAAGGGGCCCGGCAACAAGGAGGUUGAUCUUUUAGGCAUGAACAGGGAAGUUGUUUCUUUGACAAAAGAAAAAAUGCUACUCAAGAGACAGUCCCUCGAGUAUCAGAAGGAGACCAUCGAGGUCCUGCGGGAGAUCAAUGCGACCCUGCAGAGAGCAUUCCCCAGCAGCUCCGCUGUCGCUUUGUUUAAUUCCAUGUCAGAGCAAUAAUUUUGAUUAUUUAUUCUCGAUUAAUUUCGGGAAAUGAGCAGCUAAAUUAACCACCAGCCUAAUAAAUUUCCCGCGAAAACGCAUGCUACUGAAAAGGGUCAUUCGAUUUAUGUUUAAGACUAUAGUCAAAAUGUACUUUUGCGUUAUUUGAUUUAACAAAAUAAUCAUUCAAUUUAAUGAAGCUGUAUUCAAAUUCGUCGGAGUUUCACUUUUCGGCUGGGAUCGUACACCCGAUUCUUACUUUGUUCUCCAGAAAAGAUAUCUUUAAAGACAGUGGACAUUAUUGGUAACUGCCAAAAUCCAGUCUUCUCACUUGGUGUAUCUCAAAAUAU
Messenger RNA from Asterias rubens (European starfish), 1094 nucleotides. RefSeq lists its product as uncharacterized. Lineage: Eukaryota; Metazoa; Echinodermata; Asteroidea; Forcipulatida; Asteriidae. Bases 409 to 762 code for a protein of 117 amino acids. The transcript is spliced from 2 exons. The record is from RefSeq and is a predicted model, not a curated record.